CAAAAAUGCCUCCCGUGGCCUCCUGGGAUUAGAAGGAAGAUGAACCACAUCUGAGAAUGACUCAUUAAUCAUCCAGGUGACCCACUGAUGAGGAGAAAAAGUUACUAAUAAAAAGGUUCUGCCCAGGGGUAGGGGGAAUGGAGUUGGUUGGCUUGUUUGUCUUUGAGUACAGGCUGUAGCAAAGCCCAGACCAGGCCAAACUAGGAGUUUUUAAAGUCAGCUGUAGCCCAAGCACCUGGGGAAUCUGAAGAUCUCCAACGUGCGUUGUCUCCUCACCCAUCAGUAUGUCUGGACGUGGAAAGAAACCUGCAUUGACUGGCAAAUAUGGAGCUGUACAGAAGAAAAACAAAUCACACAAGGCUGGCCUGCAGUUCCCUGUAGGUCGUAUCUACAGGCUCCUUAGAAAUGGGAACUACACUAACAGAGUCAGUCCUGGUGCUGCCAUCUACCUGGCUGCAGUGCUGGAGUACCUGAGUGCAGAGAUAAUGGAGCUGGCAGGGAAUGCUGCACGGGAAAACAAGAAAGCCAGGAUCACACCCAGGCACAUCCAGCUGGCCGUGAGAAAUGAUGAUGAGCUCAACAAGCUCUUCUCCUCUGUGACCAUCGCUCAAGGAGGGGUCAUGCCGAAUAUCCAUUCCCAGCUCCUUCCCAAGAGAACUGGCAGCGAUGCUGCCUCUUCUGAGCACUAAGGUGGUAGCCAAACUUGCAUUUUUCUGGUCUGAUCUGUGCACG
Cuculus canorus (common cuckoo) is the source of this 732-nucleotide messenger RNA. Its product is annotated as histone H2A-beta, sperm. Gene Ontology annotation, cellular component: nucleosome. Gene Ontology annotation, molecular function: protein heterodimerization activity; DNA binding; structural constituent of chromatin. NCBI's taxonomy places the organism in Eukaryota, Metazoa, Chordata, Aves, Cuculiformes, Cuculidae. The record is from RefSeq and is a predicted model, not a curated record. The transcript has 3 exons. Bases 285 to 689 code for a protein of 134 amino acids.